AUAAGAGCUUUCUAGACUUUGUCAUGUAUGGCCGAUAGAAUUUCUCGUUGGCAGCAGAGGCUCCACACAGCGCAACCAUUAGAAGGCAGAGCAAAGGAGAGCAGAGCAGAACAGAACAGAAGUUCAUAGCUCUUACUAGCACCAGAAACUCAACUCUCAAGCCAUGGCAGCGACAGAACCCACCAAGAGAUAUGCUGUAGUCACAGGUGGAAACAAGGGGAUCGGGUUCGAGAUUUGCAGGCAGUUGGCCGCGAAUGGUGUUGUGGUUGUCUUAACAGCAAGGGAUGAGCAAAGGGGUCUUGAAGCCCUUAAGAAGCUACUCCAACACUCCUCCUCGGACUCCGUCGUCUUUCACCAGCUCGAUGUCACGGACUCCGCCAGCAUAGCUUCCCUUGCCGAGUUCGUCAAGACCCGGUUCGGGAAGCUUGAUAUCUUGGUGAACAAUGCCGGUAUCGGAGGAGUCGCAGUGGAUGCCGAGGCCCUCCAGGCUUCCAAUGUUGGAAAGGAAGGUGCAGAGGUAAAUUGGGCCGACUUCAUAACCCAACCUUACGAAGGGGCUCUAGAAUGCAUCGAGACAAACUACUAUGGGCCGAAGAGAAUGGUGGAAGCAUUUAUCGAGCUCCUUCAGCUCUCCGAUUCUCCAAGGAUUGUGAACGUUUCCUCCUCCAUGGGGAAGCUCAAGAACGUCCCUCAUGAAUGGGCUAGGCAAGUACUGAGUGAUGCUGAGAACCUCACACAAGAGAAGAUCGAUGAGGUCUUGAACGUCUUUCUCCAGGAUUUCAAGGAAGGUUCUUGGGCCUCCAAGGGUUGGCCUACAUUUAUGCCUGCAUACAUAGUCUCAAAAGCGGCCUUGAAUGCUUACACAAGGGUUCUGGCUAAGAAAUACCCGACGUUCUACAUCAACUCUGUCUGCCCCGGGUUUGUGAGGACUGAUCUUAACUUCAACAGGGGGAUUUUGCCCGUUGAAGAAGGCGGUGAAAGCCCUGUGAGGUUAGCUCUGUUGCCCGACGGAGGCCCAACCGGUCGCUUCUUUGUUAGGAAAGAAGAGUCCGAGUUUUAAUCCAGAAAAAAUCAACGUAUCAUCCAUUCCUGGAUUAACUGUAAGUAUAUGUUAUGUGCGACUCCAGGUUUCUACAGAAGCUUGUUUUAAGAUUCUGUUAUAUCUUCAUCAACCUCGUCUAUAUAUUUAUGCUUAAGUAAGCAGUGAUGAAUUUGUUUGUCUUAUCACGAUGAAAUAUAUAUAUAUAUAUUCCUGUGCUCA
Punica granatum (pomegranate) is the source of this 1261-nucleotide messenger RNA. Lineage: Eukaryota; Viridiplantae; Streptophyta; Magnoliopsida; Myrtales; Lythraceae. The record is from RefSeq and is a predicted model, not a curated record.